ACUCGAUGUGAAUAAAAUUGACAUUCGGCCGAUCGCUAAAGGUUUGAUUCUUUUUGGCAUUACAUUAUUUGAAAUAAACUUAUUUCACAAAGUAAUAUAACAACAUUAUAAAAAUGAAUGGUUUAGUGAAAACAGCGCAAAGAGUUAUGCAAAAUUGUGUUAAAAAUGCCAGCAUAACGAGCGCUUUGGUGUCCCGAAGUCAAGCACCUGUAAAACGUGACUUCACGAGAGGUAUAUGGCACAUGAGCUGUUCCAGUCGUUUGGGAGGUUCUGCUACUAAUAUAUUGCACAAUCACUCGAAUACUUGCAGUUGCGGCUGUGGAUUAAAGGCGUUGCACACAAAAGACCAAGAAACUCCGCAAGCAAAACGUAAAGCACUUGGUGAAAGAGAAUUAGUUGAGUUCCUGACUGAGGAGAUUGUGGCAGAACGUAAAGCACAGAAGUUGAAGACACUCCCAGCGGAAGUAGAAGGCUUCCAAGUCAAGGGAGAUGGUGCUGAAGUAGUCCUAACCAAACAACUCAAAGAUGAAAUUGUAAAAAUCACAUUCAAUGUGAACCACACAGUUGACUCUGAAGAUUUUGGUGAAGGGGAAGUUCAAACGGAAAAGCAGGAGUUCACAGAGAUGCGCUCCAAGCCUCAAUUUGAAGUUGAUCUAGUGCGAGGUGAUGCCACCUUAGGAUUCACAUGCUCCUUCCUACAGGAGCCACCAGCGGCUGGUGAUGAAUACAAUGACAUCUUUGGUAUUGAUGAGGUGACGCUGUACAAGGGAGAAUGGUCAGAGAAGGUGUAUGCUGUUGCUGGAGAUGUACUUGAUGGUUACCUAUACGACCUGCUGAUGAACUUACUUGAAGAAAAGGGUGUUAGUAACGAGUUUGUACAAAAGCUAUCUGACUUCAGCACCGCAUAUGAGCACUCAGCCUACAUUGCUAUGCUUGAGGGCAUCUCCCAAUUCACCAUUGGCAAGAAGUAAACAUCAAAGAGAUGUUGACAUCUAUGGUAAUGUUGACACGCUUUGGUGAUAUGAAAGAAGUGUCCAAUUUAUUUUUAACUGA
Papilio xuthus (Asian swallowtail) is the source of this 1053-nucleotide messenger RNA. It is a transcript of the gene P32, whose product is annotated as complement C1q binding protein P32. The record is from RefSeq and is a predicted model, not a curated record. Gene Ontology annotation, biological process: cytosolic ribosome assembly. Bases 114 to 971 code for a protein of 285 amino acids. NCBI's taxonomy places the organism in Eukaryota, Metazoa, Arthropoda, Insecta, Lepidoptera, Papilionidae. Gene Ontology annotation, cellular component: mitochondrial matrix. The transcript has 6 exons.